CCGGCUACACUUAUAUUCAAAUAGCGGAGCUGACGGCAUUACGUAGUUUCGGUCGCCGCAUACAAUAGUUAGGUAGGUUAGAAUAAUAGAUGAUCUUAGUUAACAUCCACUCGAUACGUGACCUAGGUCUGAGUAUGGGUAGAGGUCGCCAUCUUACAACAUGAAUCUCACCUCUCACGCAUGGUGGAGUGGGCUUACGAGCUUCCUCCUUUUCUUCACUGGUAAUCCCCGGAACACAUAUGCACACUGUCUAUAUUUAGGAUGGCAGAUGGCGAUUGGCGUAUUCGUGGGACAUUCGAACCUGCGCCGGUGUAGAUUCAAUAGUAUGGCCCACUAUUGUGUACUUGGGAGUGCCAUGACGCCCAAGGAAAAGCUAUCGGAAAAUCGGCGGUUCCACCGCCUCCGGGAGGAUUGAAGGUACGGGUGGAGAAAAUGGACGGAAAACGACCAUAGGAAUCUAUCGAAUUCCCAUAGAAGCCUGCGAUUUUCGGCCCUACGUAUCGGUACGUAUGUAUAGGUAUACGUACCUAGCAUUGCGGGCUUUUAAUUGACGAGGGCGGACGAGGGCGUCAUACAAUCUCUAUGCGCUAUGAUGAGGUUUUAGCAUUUGUAACAUUGCUUUCUGUUGGGCGCGUAAGGUCUCUUCUAGUUACUAGGUGUAGUGAGCCAACACGAAUAGAAGAACCGAGGGUUGAGUAGGUCAAGUAGUGAGUAGGCGAAAUGUUUAAGCUUUCAGUUGGUCAUUUGGCCGAGGGGGUUCGGUAGUAGCGAGUGAUAGGUAGGGAACGGCGUUGUAAGAUGGCAUUGUCGGAUGUAUUUGACUUGGCACUUCCUGAAGCAUCGGGGCAGACGCAGAUAUAAAAUCUUAGCAUCAGUUCUCCAAAAAGAUUACGCGCAACGGGUGUCGCAUGAUCUCGUACUGUAUCCGUAUGGCGAUGGAAAGGGUACUUGUCUGUAAGGUCUGUAUGUAAGGUCGGACGGAAAAUGCACCAAACGAGUCCGGUGCCGACAUUAGAGGAAAACCAAAUAGGAUAGGGAUGAUCACGAUUGCGCGCACAUGGCACUGCAGCUGAGUGUCACCCAGUCAUCGAACCAUCUCCGCUUCGGACUAUCCGCCGCCCGGAUAUCCCGAACGUAGGAUAGAUAGUAUUAGACGUAUGUAUACGUGCGUGUGUACGUAGGCUGGCAUUUUCAUUAUUUAUAGAAUAAACUGGAUAGAGCUGGCGCUGAAAUCAUUAUUGGGAAGAGACUUAUACACACUCUGGCGUAAUGUUUACGGCGGUUCUAUUACAUGUGUUUUAGCUUGAGCUUUGUCAUAUCCAGUCUCGCUCUGUGAUGGUAGAUUUUUGAUACCAGGCAUAAUCUAAGCCCCUAUUCUACGUUUCGGCAACGGCGAGGCGGCCCCAUCUCGGUCAGCAAUGCGUGACCAGUGGGAGGUUUCCCGUCCCGUGUGUUCCCUUCCAGUGGCCUGUAACACGCACGACAUGAUGGGCUGCGUAUAGGACGACGGCCGGCGGAAUUCUUAAGCAGCCAACGUGGCGGGGUUGGGUUGCCUGGUCGAGGUUGCAUCGAGUCAGCCCCGGCUAACCGAUUCAAUAGCUUCGUCAGCCGAAUAACAACCCCCGAAGCAUAUUUUACGAUACCAUUUCCCUAUGGUAUACCGGGUGGGUAAGACGAACCGGUUGGAAAAAGGACUACGCCUUUCGGAAGUAGCGGUAUAUUUUCCAACCUACAACAUAUACUUAUCUCCUGGUAUUUGUUUAAAAUUUAACGGUUACGAAAUAAAUCUUAACGACGUUAGAGUUAAAUAUUCCGAAUGCCAUCUUUCGAACGAAGGUUUGGCAACAUAAUAUAAUAAUAUAACACAGGGUACUAUCAGCUCAUUAAACAAUCAACCUGAUUAAAAAGGCAUCCCCGGGAGGUAACUUUUAGAUUAGGAGGCUGGCGAGAUUUGUUGGUAGGCAGUAAAACAGGGACCGACACUCCGAAAAAGCCCCAGUGCACCCGCCGCUCUAGACCCCGAGUCCGCACUCACAGUAUGAAGUAUUUUACCAGCGCUGUCUUCAGUUACUUGGACCUUACACAGAGGUAAAAGAGGCGUAUGCUCCUUUUUUGUCCCUGCUUUCCUUUUCGCACAUUGGGUGCGUAUCUAGUCAAGGCGUAAUAGGUUAAACUUUUCUAUUUUCUCCCGUCAUCCAUCCCCGAGGUUUAAAAGUAGGGUACGUAAACAAGGAGCUCGGUCGGCUUGCCGAAAUGUCUAUUUCGGAUUUAUCUUUGAAAGCGGUAACGAAACAAGCAAAAUGAACAAACCCACCCAACUAGAUUACCCAAUAUGAUUUAAGGAACACUCGUUUCCCGUCAAAUACAAUUCGCGAAAGUCCGUUCCCACAAAGUAAAAUAUGCGAAUUACAAUUGCCAUGAGAAAGGGAAGGCAAAAGAAUUUAAAUUAAAAAAAGAGUAGCUUCGCCCGAGUUAAGAAAAAAAGUUAAAAGUACGGGC
Messenger RNA from Daldinia vernicosa, 2499 nucleotides. RefSeq lists its product as uncharacterized. Bases 161 to 415 code for a protein of 84 amino acids. NCBI's taxonomy places the organism in Eukaryota, Fungi, Ascomycota, Sordariomycetes, Xylariales, Hypoxylaceae. The transcript has a single exon. The record is from RefSeq and is a predicted model, not a curated record.